Equus quagga is the source of this 786-nucleotide messenger RNA. RefSeq names its product killer cell lectin-like receptor 2. Bases 1 to 786 code for a protein of 261 amino acids. The record is from RefSeq and is a predicted model, not a curated record. The transcript is spliced from 6 exons. NCBI's taxonomy places the organism in Eukaryota, Metazoa, Chordata, Mammalia, Perissodactyla, Equidae.
AUGAGCAAUCAGGAAGUGACUUAUUCCUCCUCGAGAUUUCUUCAGGCUCCUUCACCAUCACAAAAUCGAUUGAGGCCUGGCAGUACUCAAAGGCCUGGGAAAGAUGAUGACAAAGAGUUUUCAGUGCCCUGGCAUCUCUUGGUAGUGACUCUUGGGAUCCUCUGUUUACUUCUUUUGGUGACAGUCAGAGUGUUGGAAACAAUGAUUUUUAAGCGUAUUCAAGAAAAACCUCAACAGGAGGAAAUUCCACAAAACUUCACUCAAAAGUACAACAUUAUACAAAAGGACAAUUACCUAAAGGAGCAACUUUUGACAAAUAAGACUCUAGAAUAUGACAUUCUCAAAAAUGAAAAUCUUCAGCUGAAGAAAGACCUGGAGUCACUCUCUAAAGCAAAGAUGAGCUGCCAUCGAAAACAGGGGAUCUUUUCAAAGUCUCUGCAAAAUACAGGCAAGCUAAAUGAAGACCGCUGGUCCUGUUGUGGAGUAAACUGCUAUUAUUUUACCACUAAAAAGGAAAACUGGACAGGAUGUCAAAAGACUUGCCAAUGUUACAAUUUAUCUCUUUUGAAGAUAGGUGAUAAAGAUGAACUGGACUUUGUUCAACCCCAGACUUAUGGAGAUAGCUACUGGAUUGGAUUAUCAUACAAUGCAGAGGAAAGAAAGUGGAAAUGGAUCGACAAUGGCACGUCUCUUGGAACUCCAAGAUUCAAGAAAGUUCUUCGGUGGUUUAUACUGAAGAUAUAUCCCUUUUGGGUUUGCACUCUAGGUAGCUUGUCUUCUAUGUAG